GCACGCUCUAGACUCAGUGACAGGACUGUUAGGGUGUCCAUUGUCGUGGCAUCCGCAGGUCGUGCCCCUGUCUGGCUUCUCGCUGGAGCGGAGUUCGCCGCCUCGCCGCCGGCGAGAAAAAAAACGUGCGCGUCGCCCCCCGCGCCCCUCCAGGGGGGCGGCGCGCGUCCCCGAGAGGUCCUGCAGCACGUGCUCCGUGGCGGGCGCUUGCUGGCCGCGCCGCUCGGGGAGCGACGUCCGAGGCGAGGGCCGCCAGACGCCCGUGGGCAUCAACACGACGUGCGCCCGAGGCAGCGAGUGGAUCAACAAGCUCGAGGAGGCCAGCCGACAGCGACUUGGCGACGGUCCAGGCCAAGGGCCGAGGCCAGGGCCAAGCACGCGUCCAGGACCUGCAGGUCUCCUCCGCGGGGAAGGAGCUCCGCCUCGUGGUCGAAGGCGCGUUGGUGAGGCUGAGGGCGCCCUCCGCGGCCGAGGCGAGCGCCUGGCUGGACGCCCUCGAGGCGGCCGCCCGCAGCCGCGGCCUGGCCGCCCGCGAGGCGGAGGGCCUGGACGAGCAGCAGGCGGAGGCGCCCUCGCCGCGGACGGCGAAGGCCCCGAGCCCAGCGCUGGCGGCGACGCCGGGCGACCAGGACGAGCCCGAGGCGGAGGCACGCCUCGCGGGCUCCCCCGCCGGCGGCGAGCUCCAGUGCGCGCCCCUGUGCAGCGAGCGGUCCCCGGCCGCCGGCGCGUCGAGGAGCGGCCCCGGGCGGGGCCGCCCCGCGCCGGCGCGGCGGCAGCCCGCA
Prorocentrum cordatum is the source of this 782-nucleotide messenger RNA. Lineage: Eukaryota; Dinophyceae; Prorocentrales; Prorocentraceae. The record is from the annotation of a GenBank genome assembly.